This is a messenger RNA of Etheostoma cragini (Arkansas darter), 2293 nucleotides long. It is a transcript of the gene fam219b, whose product is annotated as family with sequence similarity 219 member B. Lineage: Eukaryota; Metazoa; Chordata; Actinopteri; Perciformes; Percidae. The coding region runs from base 185 to 742 and encodes 185 amino acids. The transcript is spliced from 6 exons. The record is from RefSeq and is a predicted model, not a curated record.
AUUUUGAAGGUCUUUCCCAGAAGUAGUAUGGAACCUGUCACUGAUAGCAUAACAGCAAAGCUAACUAGCUAGCCAACAGAAGUGCCUGCCUACUGCUGGUAAAAACAACACCGUCCUGCGUCGGUGGCACACUUGACAUCAUUAUGGCUGUGCUGUGGUGUAAAUUCUGACAACUAACGCUACGAUGAUGAACGACAUCAUAGAGGAACCAGAGAAGGACACCUUGCUGGAAUCGCAGCCGGAGCCUCAAGCUUUGUCGGGGCCCAGUAAUGGCACAAGACCUAAAACCGCCGAUGGAGGGAUCAGGCCUGUUGAGAAAAGAGGACCUUACAUCAUGUCCAGAGUUCCAGCAAUCCACCUCAAACUACAGAAACACCGGGAAAUGGCGAGGAAAGCACUGAAGAAGAAAGCCCUUUCACCGGGACCUCCAGUGAUGCAUCAGCCAAGACAAGGAGCUAAGAGGACGUCGAAGUAUAACAAGGGCUAUGCCGCAUUGAGUCAGCACGCUGAGGACCCUUUGGUUGCACUACACUCUGACAGUGAUGAAGAGAUCGAUUUUGAGCAGUAUUCCUCUGGAUAUUCUUCAGCUGAGGUCCAUCCUGAUUUAAGCAGACAGCUGCUCCAGGAUGGCUACCGUCUGGAUGAGAUCCCCGAUGACGAGGACCUGGACCUGAUUCCGCCCAAAGCUAUGGGCUCCUCUGUGUGCUGCUGCCCCGAGGGCCCGUCCUGCUCCAUGCAGUGAUGCCAGUGCUGGGACUCUGACCUUUUCAAAGGCUUGGCACCAGUUCCUGUCUCUGACUUUAGUCCCUGGUGCCUGAGGCCCUCUUUCUGAACCAGCUCCACUGCUGUGCUGCCUGAGGACGUCCAGCUCAGAAGCCAAACUUCUGUUAAUGCUGGACUACAUGCACCAGGAUCGAUGAACCCACAUGAAAACGCAAACGGACAUAAGAAGCCUUAUUCACUGUGACCCAAAGCUUGACCUAUUUUUUAAUUUUUCUUAUUCUUUUUAUAGAACUUGAUAAAAUGCUAACUAUGCCACUGCUCUAGAUAGAGUGGCAGAGUCAACCAUAUUUUGGGAUAAUUUGUUAUUGACCCAAUAGGGAGAUACUGUCUUUUCUGCUCUGGUGAUCAGGUCUGCUGCCCUCGAAAGCACAACAUGCAUACAUAUUGUGUUUUAAUGUUCCGGCCCUUGGUGAAUUUGAAACUUCCAGUUAUUAACUAACUGCUACGUGAAGGCAACUCAUUUAGUCAGUGACUAUGGUUGCGUGGAUGGUUUUUGUUUCUUUACUGUAUCUGUCCUCAAACAUUUCAUGAGACUUUUUAAUUCCAAAGUGAGAUGGCCACCACUUUGGGAAAUAAAUGACACCAACUAAAUUACAUUUUACAGGUCAUUGAGCAAACUGCUACAUACCAAGGACUCACUCAUCCUCUGCCUGUAGAAGAUAUACUGUAGAGAAAAGCAUGAGGAAAAGUCCUACAAAGUGAUUCACUGUUUUUAAGAUUAAUACCUAUGCUUACAAAGUGUUACACUGCUGUGUAUGGCAAAAAUGUAGAUGCAGAUGAGUUACUUAAGUACUUUGAUAGGGGAACCAAUGACAUUGGAUUUACAAUCUCUGUAUUGUAGAAAUAUAUGUCUCAAUACCCUCCACAAAAAAAAGCUCUUACAAAAAGACUGAAAGCAAAAAAUAUGGUUUUGAUUCACAUACAAGACAUCUUGUCUUCUUAGAGCAUUGGACUAUGUGGACUACUUUUUCUUUUUUUUUUUAAGAAAACAUUUGUGGGUGAUGUUCAAAAAUAGAUUUACAUGACCUUCUUGCCAAGAUGGAUAAGUCGCAUUUUGGAUUAUUACUCUAUCAGGAUCUGAUAUAACUCUUAUAAAGGAUGUUUCAUCUUUAACACAUCAAAGUGUGUGUAGAUGUCAGAUUUGAGUAACUAUUCUAUUUAUUUAUUCAUAUAUUUGUUGGGGACACUAAACAGUAAACAACAUUUGCAUAAGAAAGAGUCAUUUGUCUACACUUAUGUGUUAACCAUAUUAACAUCAAUUUAAUCUAUGUGUUGGUAUAUUUCAUGUUUGUGUUAUGUGUCUGUUGUUGCUUUCUACACAAAAAAUGGCAAUCAUUUUAUCAUUAUUCCACUUUAAAAAACGAAUGUAUUUGUUCACUCAUGUUACAGUUUUCAAAGUUUUAAUUACUUACGGGCCACACUGUUAUUUCUCAUGCUGUGAUGUUUGUUGUUACAAUGCGUAUCUCUCAGUAAUAUACAUGAACGAUAUAGCAGACCACUUGGCCACCAU